ACAUAGCAAAGAAGCGGUGUCGCACACACACAAGAUCGCGGUCAUGCUCGCCCUCGACUUCAAGGACCUCCCAAAGCACCGACCAUGCCAGUACGAGAAGCUCAAGAAGACGCCGAGCACAUGGAAGAGCCGCGUCGCAGCCCUCGAGCGCGCGAAGCGCCGGGAGCCGCCGGCGAGCGGCAAGCUCCGAGUGCCCCGCCCUCCGAGCUUGACCCCGGACGGCAAGAAGCGCCAUGGCGCGAGAGGGAUGACGUUCACCGAGGCCGAUCGGGCGCACGUAGCCAUUGACGCGUCGCUUGAUGAGCUGCUUCAGCCGCUCGAUGACGACGGAUUGAAGAAGAUCCCGAUGCACCUCCUGCCCGACAUGCACACGCUUCUCGCACAGCGGCAGCGCCGGCGAAACCCGCUCGACUACAUCAAGCACGACCACGUAGAAGUCAUGUGGCUGCAUCAAAUGGGCGGGUCGCACGAAGGGCUCGACGAGUACCGGGCAUGGCGCGUCGCCCACGGCCACACCAUCCUCCGGCGUUGA
Molecule: messenger RNA, 532 nt
Organism: Saprolegnia parasitica CBS 223.65
Lineage: Eukaryota; Oomycota; Saprolegniomycetes; Saprolegniales; Saprolegniaceae
Exons: 2
Coding region: 44-532 (162 amino acids)
Source: RefSeq, a predicted model, not a curated record